GGAAAUGAAAGAAAACCGGCUGCAGUGCGCAUGUGUACGAAUGUGCCUUUGCUCUCCGGGUAAAGAUGGCGGAGCGCGGGUACAGCUUUUCGCUGACUACGUUCAGCCCUUCUGGUAAACUUGUCCAGAUUGAAUAUGCUUUGGCUGCUGUAGCUGGAGGAGCCCCUUCAGUGGGAAUUAAAGCUGCAAAUGGUGUGGUAUUAGCAACUGAGAAGAAACAGAAAUCCAUUCUGUAUGACGAGCGAAGUGUACACAAAGUGGAACCAAUUACCAAGCACAUAGGCUUGGUGUACAGUGGCAUGGGCCCAGAUUACCGAGUGCUUGUGCACAGAGCUCGAAAACUAGCUCAGCAAUACUAUCUUGUUUACCAAGAACCCAUCCCCACAGCUCAGCUGGUACAGAGGGUAGCUUCUGUUAUGCAAGAAUACACCCAGUCAGGUGGUGUUCGUCCAUUUGGAGUUUCCUUACUUAUUUGUGGUUGGAAUGAGGGACGACCAUAUUUAUUUCAGUCAGAUCCUUCUGGAGCUUACUUUGCUUGGAAAGCCACAGCAAUGGGAAAGAAUUAUGUGAAUGGGAAAACUUUCCUUGAGAAAAGAUAUAAUGAGGAUCUGGAACUUGAGGACGCCAUUCAUACAGCCAUCUUAACCCUAAAGGAAAGCUUUGAAGGGCAAAUGACAGAGGAUAACAUAGAAGUUGGAAUCUGCAAUGAAGCUGGAUUUAGGAGGCUUACUCCAACUGAAGUUAAGGAUUACUUGGCUGCCAUAGCAUAAUAAUGAAGUGACUGAACAAUCUGGAGUUUCAGAUAAUAUAUCUACUUAAUUAUGUUAAUGUAUGUUUUGUUCUGCAGACUUUUUUGCAUACUUAUUUCUACAUGGUUUAAAUCUGAUGUUUUUUAAAUGACACUUAUAAAUCAUAAUAAACUGUUAAACCCAA
Messenger RNA from Carlito syrichta (Philippine tarsier), 933 nucleotides. RefSeq names its product proteasome subunit alpha 2 (gene PSMA2). Gene Ontology annotation, cellular component: proteasome core complex; proteasome core complex, alpha-subunit complex. The transcript is spliced from 8 exons. NCBI's taxonomy places the organism in Eukaryota, Metazoa, Chordata, Mammalia, Primates, Tarsiidae. The record is from RefSeq and is a predicted model, not a curated record. Gene Ontology annotation, biological process: ubiquitin-dependent protein catabolic process. Bases 66 to 770 code for a protein of 234 amino acids.